Molecule: messenger RNA, 2007 nt
Organism: Aphanomyces astaci
Lineage: Eukaryota; Oomycota; Saprolegniomycetes; Saprolegniales; Verrucalvaceae
Exons: 1
Coding region: 1-2007 (668 amino acids)
Biological process (GO): protein processing
Cellular component (GO): plasma membrane
Molecular function (GO): metalloendopeptidase activity
Source: RefSeq, a predicted model, not a curated record
AUGGUCAAAGUCCUCAUCUCCCUCAGCGCGUUGGCCGCUGCCGCUACGGCUGGCUCCGUCACGGAACUCCCCGAGUCUGUGACCAAGCUCAUCGACUACUCCAUCAACCCCUGCGACGACUUUUACCAAUAUGCGUGUGGCACGUGGCACAAGAAUGCUGUGAUACCCACGGACAAACAGCGAAUCGAUAAUUCGUUCUACGAGAUCGACAUCCGAAACAAAGCCAGAUUGACGAAGAUUUUAUCUGACAAUAAGCCCAAGCUUGGUGAGUUUUACAACUCUUGUUUGGACACGGCUACGCUAUCGUCGCUCGGCGUGACUCCGCUGGAGGACUCGUUCCAAGCCAUUCGGUCGGCCAAUACCACGUUGGACCUCCUCAUCGUGGCUGGUGAAUUGGCCAAGAAUGGCAUCCCUGCCUUCGUGGACAUCAACUCCAGACCUGACUACGACAACUUGACCAAGAACGCCCUCUUCGGUUUCCGACCCCCCUUGCCGCUGGAUCGCCCGUACUACACCAACCCUUCCGAGUGGGAGACCGUCGAAGCCGAGUACAAGGUGUACAUUGCGUCGGUGUUGCAGCUAGCUGGCUACACUGCUGAGCAAGCAGCGGCUGCCGUGCCGGUGAUCGUCCGUUUCGAGCAAACUUUGGCGGGUGUCGCAUUCGAGGAGAAGGACGCCGAUGCGCCUCGGUAUACUGCGUUUACGUACUCCCAACUGGACCAGAAGUACCCUCUGCUUGUGGGCUCGUGGCUCAAAGCCAACGGCUUCGACAUCUACGACCAAUGGGGUGGGUCGAAUGACUGGGUGGGGUUUAAGUUCUUGAACUACUUUGACAAGACCGAAGUGUUGCUGAAGAACACGACGCUGGACAACCUCCGCACCAUCGUGGAGUACAAGCUCAUCCAUGCCUCGUCGAACCACUUGACCCCUGAAUUCCGCACGGCCAACUGGAACUUCUUCGGCAAGAAGAUCGAUGGUGAAAAGGUGGAACCUACUCGUGAAGAGUUCUGCAGGUCUCAGACGGGCAAGACCGUGGGAGAUAUAUUGGAACAGUACUUCAUAGACGAGGUGUUCUCGGCUGAUACGGCCAAGACUGCUGACGAACUGGUCAAGGCCUUGAAGUCGUCAUUCUCCACUGGCAUUGCCACCGCCGACUGGUUGGAUAACUCGACCCGCGCCAACGCGCAAACGAAGCUGUCUAAGUUAGGCCACUUGUUGGGUAGCCCGGAGAAGCCGCAGCUGUACCCCACAUUGACAUUUGACUCGAAGUCGUAUUUGAACAACUGGUGGAAGGUGUCUCAAGUGAACAUCGACACCAACUUGAAGCUGAAGGGCCAACCCGUGUACAAGAACAAUUUCGACUUGCUACCCCAUCAGGCGAACGCGCAACACGACCCCCUCACGAACCAAAUUUUCUUGCCGGCCGGCGCUUUUGAAAAACCAUUCUUUGACGGCCAGUUUGACGCCGCUCAGAACUUUGGUUCCAUUGGGAUGCUCAUCGGACACGAAAUUACCCACGGGUUCGACAACCGAGGCCGCAAUUACGAUGGCGACGGCAAACGGAAAGAAUGGUGGUCGGAAGCUUCUGACGCUGCGUUUGAGACGAAAUCCGAGUGCAUAAUGGACCAGUACAACAACUUUGUCUCAAAGAGCGAAGAGACUGGCGCUGUGAUCGGCAACAUCAGCAGCCUGUUCUCUUCCAAUGAAAUCAUUGCGGACAACGGGGGUCUCAAGGCCAGUUACCGCGCGUACCACGAGUACUUGAAGGAGUUCCCGUCCCAGUACACCGAAGAAGCAGGCGACAAAUUGUUCUAUUUGUCGUUCGCCCAAACCUGGUGCUCCAAGAACACGGAUGCCUACCUGCGCGCCACUUUGUGGAAGCUGUACCCGCCCCGUCGGUUCCGCGUGACAGGGGCGUUGCAAAACGACGCUGAGUUUGCCCGUGUUUUCCAGUGCCCCACCGACUCGUAUUUGAACCCGUCCAAAAAGUGCUUGUUGUGGGAAUAG